ACCGUCCAAUAUUCCAGCGGCCGGUUCGAGAGGGAGAAGACGUUUGCACCAUGCCUGUCUCAAUUGCAGGUCGGUUUGCCAAUUGGGCUUUUAGACUCUUGGCCUUCUCGAGUCUCGGCUCCGCAUUGCCGUGCUAGAACUACGGACAUGACACUGAUGCACACCUUUUCUCUCCCCCCUAGGCGGAAAAAGACGCGAUGUCCCGGUGAAAAGCCGGCAUGUUCCAGCUGUGUGCGUUUGUCGCAGUCGUGUACAUAUCCGGUUCUGAGAGCCUCCCAGAGUGGGAGAUCAGACGAGAGGUUACAAAACCUGGAGGACAAGCUGGAUCUCCUACUCAGUGGGGCGAGCCUACCGAGCAGCCACCACCCAGCGCGUCCGCCUAGGCAUCAAGACCAGCAGCAACAACAACAAAAUCAACAACAACCGCAACAACAACCGCAACAACAACAACAACAACAGCAGCAGCAGCAGCAGCAGCAGCAGCAGCAGCAGCAGCAGCAGCAGCAGCAGCAGCAACAGCAACAGCAACAGCAACGGGAGGAUUCUUUGAGUAAUCCAUCAGAGAGGUCGUACUCGCCUACACCACCGGCACGCAGUACCAGACCAAAGGGCAGUGAAGGUCAAGCCAGGAGACGAAGUACAACCGACAAUGGCAGCGCCGCCGGAUCAUCGGUGGGAUUCCACCCCGAAGAUGUUGCCACGGCCAUGGAGCUCUACUUCAAGUACUGCCACCGCCAGCCCAUCUGGUGCUUCGAGCGUGACGAGAUCGGAGACCCCGAGACGCUGCCCGAGGAGCUAACCAGCAGCAUCAUGGCCUUGACGGCGCGCUUCUCUCGCCGGCGGGUCAACACGCAGCUCUACAGCAGCAAUGCCAAGACUCUCAUCAUGCUGCGCAUAGCCAACGGCACCGUGGACCUGUUCACAAUAGAGAGCCUGUGCAUUCUUGCAUAUGCCGCCUUCAUCGAUGGCAACAUGCACCUUGGACAGUUCCAUCUCGGACUGUCCCUGCAGCUGUGCCGGUCGGCCAUGAUAGACAUGGAACCGUUGUAUCUGCCAGAAGGUCAUUGCACAGACCGGAAGAGACGCCUGUUUUGGAGCCUGCAGCUUCUAGAGCAGUCGUACGGUCGGCAGGACGCCCAGCUCAGCAACCCCAACGACAAGCUUCGGGACUCGGAACAGAACGCCGGCUCGACGGCAUCUUCGGCGGUGGCAGCAACGCUAGACCGGGCCCCAUCCCUCCCCAAGGACGAGCUGGGCACGUCCAACGCCAGCGAGCCCGGGAUCUGGAACACCAGCCUGUGUCUGGGCUGGGUGUGGAGUCAGGUGCGACGGUACGUGGCCGACUGCGCGCGCGACGGGGUGGUCAAGGAACCAUGGCGGCACGACUCGCCCUACGCCAAGGUGCUGUCGGACUUUAUGGAGACGGAGAACCGCAUCCCCAUGUGCCACCGGUACGACUCGGUGCGCUUCUUUGAGCGCGACGAGGACGAGAUCAAGCAGAACCGCGCCUACUGGGCCUGCUGGCUCAAGGAGCAGAUGGUCUACCACGCCAUCGUCACCGUGCUCAACCACCCGUUCCUGUACAUCGUCGGCGCCCAGCACAACCCGAACCUGGGCAUCCCAAACACCUUUUGGAGGAGGUCCAGCGAGCAGGCCCUCCUGCACGCCACCUGGCUGGUCAGGAUGAUUGACAUGGUCGUCGACAAGCAGAUUGCCUUGGUGGAGCCCAUAAUCGGCCACAUAGCUGCAAUAGCCGCCACAGUGCAUCUCUACUACAGCUGCGCCGCCGCAGCAAAACUGAAGCACAAGUCCAACACCGACUUUGCCAAAUGCCGCAAGUUCCUCAAGAGCUUCAUCCCCUACUCUGCCGCAUGCGGCGCACUGGACCGCAAUCUCGACAAAAUGGCCCUCAUCGCAGCGGGCGCCGAGGCCGAGAGCAUCGACGUCGACGACUGGAUGCCGUCCAAGAUGUACCUGAGCGUGCCGCUCAUGUGGGAGAUACUGCAGUUCUCGUCCUCGACGUCUCACCUCGGCGCCGAUCCGGGCGGAGGCGGCCUGCUCGACGCCUCGCUGGCUCCUCUGGUGCCGCCCCUCGACAUGUCCGAGUCGUCGACCCUCGAGAUCAUCGUGGCUACGUCGCCCGAGAUCACCAUCAACAUAGCCGACGGCGGCCAAGAGGCCCCGACCCGGCCGCAGCCGGUCGCGCACCGCGGGGGAGGCGGCGGCGGCGUCGUCGGGCCCGGGUCAGGAGGAGGAAGCGCCGGCGGCGGCGGCGGCGGUGCUGCUGCUGCUGCUGCUGUUGCUGUUGCUGCUGUUGCGUCCAACGGUGGAAAUCAUCACCCUCAUCACCAUCAUCACCACCACAACCACCACCAUAAUAAUGGCAGUAACAACAACGGCGGCGGCGGUGGCGGCCACAGCAUGAUGGACCAGCAGCAGCAGGCGGACAGCUUGACCUUUUACACGACGCCGUGGCUGUAUGCCGACCCGGCGCUGUUGGUGGGGAUUGGGGAUCUCAACCUGCCGCAGGAGGAGACUGGUAACGCAUGGUGGGAGGGGGAGAAUCUGAAUAAUAUCAUGUUUAAUUAA
Molecule: messenger RNA, 2589 nt
Organism: Pyricularia pennisetigena
Lineage: Eukaryota; Fungi; Ascomycota; Sordariomycetes; Magnaporthales; Pyriculariaceae
Exons: 6
Biological process (GO): regulation of DNA-templated transcription
Cellular component (GO): nucleus
Molecular function (GO): zinc ion binding; DNA-binding transcription factor activity, RNA polymerase II-specific
Source: RefSeq, a predicted model, not a curated record